AUGGCGUUAAUAUUUAAAGGAAAUGAAAUAUUUGAAAAUGAUGAUUUAAGAAAGAGAUUAAAAGAACACAUUGAAAAAGAUAAAUUAAUUGGAAUACCUACUGAGACAGUUUAUGGUUUAGGUGGUAAUUCAUUAAGUGAGAAAUCUUUAGAAAAUAUAUUUAGAAUGAAAAAUAGACCAGUAAGUGAUCCUAUAAUAUCACAUGUAUAUAAUAUAUAUCAAGCAUAUGAUCAGUUAUAUCAUAUUAAUAUGUAUGAAAAAUAUAUUAUCUAUAUUUUGAAUAAACAUUUUUGGCCAGGACCUUUAUCAAUAAUAGCAAGAUCAAAAAAACAAGCUCCUUUAAUAUUAACUGCAUAUACACAAUUCUGUGCUGUUAGGGUUCCAGAUAAUAUUAUAACAAGAGAAAUUAUAAAAAUAUGUAAUACACCUAUAGCUGCUCCUUCAGCUAAUAAAUUCCAACAUAUUAGUCCAACAAAUUGUUUACAUGUGUAUGAGGAAUUUAAAAAUGAAGAUCUUUUAAUAUUUGAUGAUGGUCAAUGUGAUAUAGGCAUAGAAUCCACCGUCUUGAAAAUAACAAAGUAUAAGAUAUUUGAUGAGGAGAAGAAAAAGGAAUAUGUAUUGAAUAAAAAAAAAAAUAUAAAUGGUAUGAAUGAUAUAAAAUAUGUGCAACAUAUGAAUAAUAUAAAUGUAGAUAAUUCUGAAGAAAAUAACCUUGUUGAGAUUAUAACUGAUGAAGAAUAUGAGUGUGAAUAUAAUGAAGAAUUACCACUCCUACGUGUGGUUACAAACUCGAAAGGAUCAGAGAGUAAUAUAGAAGUAUAUGAAAAAUUAAAAAAUAUGUUUGAUCUUCUUGAACAUCCCAGCUCAUACAAUAAUAAUAAUAAUAAUAAUAUAAUUGUUGAUAAAAUAUUAAAAUAUAAAUCUUUAUAUAACUAUUCUAUUAAAAUAUAUAGAAGAGGAAAAUAUACAAAAUUUGAUAUUCAAAAUGUUUUAAAUAAAUAUGAUUUGUUGAAAGAUAUAAGUGUAGAGAUGUAUGAAAAAAUAAAAUUUGAGAACUUGGAUAUCUUCAAGAAUGAAUAUACUAAGAAUGAUAAUAAAGACUACAAAUGUGAUAAUAAUAUAAAUAAUGAGAUAGAUAUUUAUAAUAAUAUUAAUAAUAAUAAUAAUAAUAAUAAUAAUAAUAAUAACCAUGUUGUAAAUAUUUCUUGUCAUAAUAAUUCACAUAUUAAUAGUGAGAUUGAAAAGAAUGAAGUAUGUCCAGGACUUUUAUUAACACAUUAUAGCCCCUUUGUAUCUACAUAUCUUUUAGAUAUUAUAUCAUAUAAAUGUUUAGAAAGAAAUGAGAAUACAUGUAAAAAAAAAAAGGAUCUUAAUAAAUGUAUCUUAUUAGAUAUAGGAGGUUCGCUUUUAAAAUAUGAUAAUAAAUUUUUAAAAUAUAUUAAUAUAUGUUAUGAUAGUCUUGAAUUAAAUGAAAGAAUAAAAUAUAUAACAAAACAAUUUUUUCUAUAUUUAAGACAAGCAGAAAGGUUAGCUAUAGAAAAUAAAGCAGACAAUAUUUUAAUAUCUAUUGUUAAUAUAAAACGUUGUGAUGAAAAUUAUUUAUCUAUAUUUGAUAGAAUAUAUAGAGCCGCCUCUGGCAAAUUGAUGUCAGUAUGUAUUGACGAUAAGGAUUUGUCAGCUUGGACUAAAUAA
Molecule: messenger RNA, 1692 nt
Organism: Plasmodium gaboni
Lineage: Eukaryota; Apicomplexa; Aconoidasida; Haemosporida; Plasmodiidae
Product: putative Sua5/YciO/YrdC family protein
Exons: 1
Coding region: 1-1692 (563 amino acids)
Biological process (GO): regulation of translational fidelity
Cellular component (GO): cytoplasm
Molecular function (GO): double-stranded RNA binding; nucleotidyltransferase activity; tRNA binding
Source: RefSeq, a predicted model, not a curated record